Molecule: messenger RNA, 2018 nt
Organism: Nelumbo nucifera (sacred lotus)
Lineage: Eukaryota; Viridiplantae; Streptophyta; Magnoliopsida; Proteales; Nelumbonaceae
Gene: LARP6B
Product: RNA-binding protein
Biological process (GO): RNA processing
Cellular component (GO): nucleus; ribonucleoprotein complex
Molecular function (GO): mRNA binding
Source: RefSeq, a predicted model, not a curated record
GUUGCAGUCUGUGAGACUGUAAGUAGACACACACAGACACUCUCUUUCUGUCUCACAACUAUAAAUUGUUUGUUGAAUUCCAUCAAAACGAGAAAUCCUCUCCAUUUUCUCCGCUCGGACGGGCUCCGUCUCCCAGCGGUCUGCAUUCCCCCGACCCAAAACCCCUUUAGAUCUCGUAAAACCCCAAACAUGGCUCAAGACUCGCUUGCAGAAACCCUAGAAUCUUCGGUCGUUUUGAAUGAUCGAGAGGCCGGCGACCGAUCACCGGCCGAUUGCAUUCACUCCGAUGCUUCGCUCUCGCGAAACGUCUCCUUUAGUCGGCUCAAUGCCGGGGCGCCUGAAUUCGUUCCUCGGAUGCCGAAUCGGGCCGAUCUGCAUCAGCCGCGGCUGUUGAUUCCUCAAGGCCCGGCUCCAAUUCACGUAUUUCCGUCGCCGAAUUCUCCUUUUCAUAUUCCGAUACAUAAUCACGUUGGGGUGCCGAAUCAUGUUCCAUAUCAGUACUAUAGUGGGUUUGGAGAACAUGAGGUUGUUCAACCCCAAGUUCCUGUAGAUCCGGAUCCUGCUCCUGUUACUAGAAAUGGUCUUUCUGAGGAAGCUACUCAUAAGAUUCUAAACCAGGUGGAGUAUUAUUUUAGUGAUGCAAACUUGGCUACAACUGAGCAUCUUAUGAGGUUUAUCAGCAAAGAUCCUGAAGGGUUUGUUCCAAUAUCAGUUGUUGCUUCUUUCAAAAAGAUUAAAGCUCUCAUCAGUAGCCAUCAUCAGCUUGCUAAUGUUCUCCGUAUGUCAUCGAAGCUUGUUGUUAGUGAGGAUGGAAAAAAGGUUAGACGCCAACAUCCCUUCACAGAGUCAGAUGUGGAAGAAUUACAGUCACGUACUGUUGUUGCUGAAAAUUUACCUGAGGAUCAUUCCUUCCAAAAUCUCAUGAAGGUUUUCUCUGCUGUUGGGAGUGUGAAGACAAUUCGUACCUGCCAACCUCAGACCUCCAAUGGUGGGAGUUCUGCAUCAUCUAGAUCAGCAAAGUUGGACAACAUGCUUUUUAGCAACAAGGCUAUCAUGGCAACAGGCCAUUGUCAAAAGUUGCAUGCGUUUGUGGAAUAUGAGACUGUUGAACUAGCUGAGAAAGCUAUUACUGAGCUAAAUGAUGAAAGGAACUGGAGAAGUGGACUCCGAGUGCGGCUACUGCUUAGGCGCACGCCAAAGUCUGCACAACCACGAGGGAGAAAGGCUGGACAUGAAGGUGAAGGGAACUAUGAGGAAGAUGAUGUGAGCACAUCCGAGCAACCAAACGAGAAGCAAUGUGAGGAUUCUUAUCAACCAUCGGAUUCAGCAGCGCAUGAACUCAUGGGAGAGGAAGUUGUCAACGACAAGGAGAGUAGUGGGCCGAGGAGAGGGCGAGGGCGUGGGCGGGGCAAAGGGCGUGGGCGGGGUCAAUACCAUGGUAACCGAGCAACAAACCAUGCGGGUGGUUGUGGUACUUCUCCCACUAGUUCUCCAGUUCAAAACGAGCAGCCACCUCAAACCAAACAACCCCCAGGGCCCCGCAUGCCAGAUGGAACAAGGGGAUUUGCCAUGGGCCGAGGGAAGCCACUUGUUUCCAGUGCUUCUGCUGCUACUGCUACACCUGCAUCAUCAUGAGUUCUUCUCCAAGUCCAAAGUCCAAACCAAAUGGGGCGGCGGUAUUCGUGCGUUGAGUCAUAGGGGGGAGGAUUGUAUUUGGUCUAUUUCUAUUUAGUGUUGUUGAUGGCAGGGUUUUUAGAGGGAGCUGUCAGUCAAUUGUUUGUGGUUGGGUAUGGUUGUUCAGUAUUUUUUAGUUUUUAUGUUGUUGGAGGUGUCUGAAAGAAUAGCUAAUGUGGUUCAGUUAGGGAUGUUUAUUAUCUGCUUUGUUGGUUUAUUGAUGUAAAAAGAAAAAAAAAGGUUAAUGGAGGAAAGCCUUGUAUACGGUAUACCUAAUACAUAUGUAAUUGAAUAAUCUACUGUCUACACCCCAAAUUGGAUCAACUCUACCUCUUACAGUCUUA